Messenger RNA from Mya arenaria, 7833 nucleotides. Its product is annotated as plexin-A2-like. The record is from RefSeq and is a predicted model, not a curated record. Gene Ontology annotation, cellular component: semaphorin receptor complex. Gene Ontology annotation, molecular function: semaphorin receptor activity; protein binding. Gene Ontology annotation, biological process: regulation of cell migration; semaphorin-plexin signaling pathway involved in axon guidance; negative regulation of cell adhesion. The coding region runs from base 148 to 5937 and encodes 1929 amino acids. NCBI's taxonomy places the organism in Eukaryota, Metazoa, Mollusca, Bivalvia, Myida, Myidae. The transcript is spliced from 32 exons.
GGUGAGAUAUUUCGGCAGUGAGGGUAAACAUUUAUGUGCUGUUGGAAAUUUGUGGAUUUAACGAGUUGUUUGUGUUUGAUUUGUGAUUUUACUGGUUCAUUUAAUUCUCAUAAUAAUUAUAUAAUGCGACCUUGACCUAGUUUGAAGAUGAAUGGGGUCACUGGAGUGCUGUUGUUAGGCAUUGUUGCCAUGACAACAGGGGUCAAUUACAUCAAGAAAGAAAUCUUGGCCGAAACUGGGGAUAAAACUGUUUUAAAGUUUGAAAAAAUGGUGUUUGAUAAAGUUGAUAAAAGGAUAUUUGUUGCCGGUGUCAAUAGGUUGUAUGAAUACGAUGUAAACUUAGAAAUGCUUAGAAAAAACAAAAUAGGCCCGGAGAUGGAUAACCCCCUGUGUCCACCCCGUCUUCAAGAAGCCACUUGCGAACAUGAGGACAUAGAAAUGGAUGUUCAUAGUAAAGCUCUUCUUCUUGAUUAUGAUGAUAAUGUUCUCAUUAACUGCAUUAGCUUGUUUCAAGGGGAGUGUAUUAAAUAUGAGAUGGAUAAUAUCCUUAUUCAAAAAGAGCGUGUGUACAGGGCAGUUGUCGCCAACAACGCUACAGCAUCGACAUAUGCCUUCAUUGCACCUGGAGCUUAUGAAGACGAAGAAACAGGUCACCAAAUGAAUGCUUUAUACGUUGGAGUACAGUAUGUCGAAAAAGGUUGGAAUAGAAAAAAGUUACCAGCCUUUUCCAGUCUAAGAUUGGACGAUUUUAAGAUUGUCAAAGAUUCCAUUACCCUUUACAAGACCAUGAUUAAUGCUGACAACAAUUUGAAACUCACAUUUCCCAUAUUUUACAAGUAUGGCUUCAGUUCUGAAGGGUUUAGCUACAUGAUCACCGUUCAGAAGGAAUCGACCGAUACCAGCAAGGAAUCGUAUGUAUCGAAAAUAUUCAGAGUCUGUCAAAAGGAUAAAGAAUUUGUGACAUAUGUUGAACUCCAUUUGCAAUGCUUCCACAGUGGCACAAUCUACAACUUAGCUCAAACUGCACACCUCGGUAAAGCUGGAGCACAUCUUGCAGAAGCGAUGGAAAUGAAUGUCAACGAGGAUGUGUUGUAUGUGACCUUCUCUCUUGGACCUCCAAGGUCGUCUGAAGCAAGCCAGGGAUCGGCAAUAUGCGCCUACCCUAUGAGAGACGUAAGGAAAACCUUUACGAAGAACAUUCAAGACUGCUUUGGCGGCACAGGCAACACUGGUCCACCUCAUUUCUUCAAGUCCAGCCCCUGUUCAGCAAGGGAGGAUGCAAAAAUUGACGACAACUUCUGCGGAGGCUUUAGUCAGAUGAACUCUUGGGUUGACGGACUAACACCAAUAAGUACAUCGGCAGCUGUCAUUUUCCAGAAACACGUUCUGACGUCGCUCACCGUCCAUCAUGUCUAUGACUACACUGUUGCAUUUGCUGGGACCAAGUCUGGAAAAAUUGUAAAGAUUUCUAUGGACACUCAGAGCCUUGGUUUGCCGUACGAGACAGUCACGCUGGCCCCAAACGAGGCGAUACAGCCCGACAUGUUCGUUGACCUGACAGAAAAGUACCUCUACGUCAUGUCUGAGAACAAGUUGAUGAAAGUGCUGCUGUAUGAGUGUGACCAGUACAGAUCGUGUGGCGAGUGUCUCGGAGCAGGCAACCCCUACUGUGGAUGGUGUUCACUCGAAAACAAGUGCAGUUUACGUAACGAGUGCUCUGAACAUGACCAGCUCCUACGUUGGCUGCCUUACAAGGGUCAGACAUGUCCGAAGAUCUCCAUCGUCAACCCAAACAGAGUACAGAAACAACAAAAAAUUACCGAGCUCCGACUGACUGUUUCAAACCAGCCAUACUUUAAAGGGUUGUACCAGUGCGUCUUCCAGUACGAGAAGAACCUACAAUACACGAUCACAACCACCAACACCACCCUGCUGCCUGUAACUCCCGACGGGAUUAUGUGCGAGACACCUGAGGAUCACCACCUGCCUGCGAUACCCACGGGAGAAGAUCACAUCAACAUGACACUGUCCAUCAGAAUCGGAGGCUUCGACUUUGUGUCGACAAACUUUACAUUCUAUGACUGCACAAGGCACGAAUCGUGUCAUGCGUGUACUUCCACUAAAUUUCUGUGCACAUGGUGUAUUGAGAAUCACAAGUGUACAAGUGACGCGGAACUUAACUGCAAGAACAACAACCGUAUCUAUGGUGACAAGGGGGGAGCCCUAAGCCCACUCGGCCCAGAAUUCUGCCCAAGGGUCGUCCUUAAGCCGGAGUCAAAAAGCAAGAUCUUUGUGCCGUCAGGUACAAAAAAGAAGAUUACGGUUUACGGCGAGAACUUGCACUCCUUUAUGGAAGACAUUCGCUGUUUCUUCAGUAUCGGCCAGGGUGUGGAUGUGAGGGCUCGUCUGGUGUCAGACAAUAUCAUCGAGUGUGAUGACGUCAAUUUUUACUACGCGGAUGAAACAGAGUAUGUGAACGUUCCGUUCCAGAUCAACUGGCGGGUCAAGGACAGCGGUGUCCGGAGACCACUCGACAACCCGGACAAAAUACAAGUGGUUGUGUACAAGUGUAACCAGAUGGCGUCCACGUGCGGUGACUGUAUAUCCAUGGUGGAAGAUUACUCGUGCGGCUGGUGUAAGGAUACAAAAUCGUGCACCAUUAACAUCAGCUGUACAAGCAUUGACUGGAUACGAGCAGGGACUUGUCCGAAUGUGGAAAUUACCAGGUUUGAGCCCCACACAGGCCCUAGAGAGGGAGGCACUAAACUGACCAUUUAUGGUAAAAACCUGGGUAUUGAUGCCAGGGACAUUGAUGGAGGAAUUACGGUAGCCGGUGUUACAUGUGAUCCCAUCAUUGAUGAAUACUUGCCCCCAAAGAAGAUCGUGUGUAAGACCAGGAGGAUGGAGGGACAGCAGGUCGGUCCCGUCAAGGUGACCAUCAAUCGAGAGUAUGAGAAUACCUCCAAGAAACAGUUUACUUAUGUGGACCCCGUCCUGACCUUAAUCUACCCACUGAAGGGUCCGAAGUCCGGGGGAACGAAGGUCCAUAUCAAGGGACAUAAUCUUGAUGCUGGUUCUGAUGUCAUGGUCACUAUCAGUGGUCACCCCUGCACGGAAGUCAGUCGCAAUGCCACAGUCCUGAGCUGCAAAACGGGCCCAUCCAGUAGCAACGAGAGCGGCACCAUACAAGCUAGGGUAGAUAACCAGAACAUCAACAGCCAGUUAACAUACUGGUACAUAAACGAUCCCAACGUGACCUCUGUAUCCCCGAUUAAGGGUAUCGUCAGCGGUGGAAUCGAGAUUCGGGUAAAAGGGACGAAUCUCGAGUAUGUUCAGAAAGCGACCAUGGUAUUUAAAGAGUUUGUUGUGCUGGAUGAGGAUGAUUCUAGGAGGAGGAAGAGGAGUGUGAAGGAAUAUUAUGGGUCCUGCUUUGUGCCACAAUAUGGACAAGACACCAUGAUGUGCCUGUCCCCUAAGAUCAACAACAAUUCUGUGCCGGACGACUCCGAGAAAGGCGUAAAAUUUGCCUAUGGGCUGCAGCUGGAUAACGUGUACAUUAACAGAACAGGCGUGCAUAAGGAGUUCUUUACCAUCUACCCCGAUCCGGAGUUUGACGAUAUGGUUGAUCGAUCGUACCAGAGCAAGACAGAUAACUAUUUAACCAUUAAUGGACGUAACCUAAACCUUGGUUUCAACACCAGUGACAUCAUAGUGAAGAUCGGCAAAAGUUUCUGCAAUGUCACGUCCAUCGACAAACACGGGAACCAGCUCAACUGUAAACCCCCAAAAACCCAGCCCCCAUCUAACAGCGGCUCAAAAUAUCCAGAAAUUGUGGUGAUGGUGGGUCGAAACUACAGCAAACAGAUCGGCUACCUGCAGUAUGAAAAGACCGAGGUGUUAUCGGUUCCCAUGAUAAUUGGCCUCAGUGUGGGCGGAGGUGUCCUUAUACUCGUCGUUAUAUGCUUUGUGGUCCUAUGGUGCAUUAAGACUCGAGAAAACACAAAUAUGAAGAAGAAAUGGCAAAUACAGAUGGAUAACCUAGAGGUUAAGGUCGCGAAGGAGUGCAGGGAAGCUUUUGCCGAGCUGCAGACGGAAAUUAAUGAGUGUACUAUUGAUCAGCUUGGCCAGGUGGCUAUACCGUUCCUUGACUACCGCUCUUACUGUAUGAGGGUUCUCUUCCCCUCGGACGAAGACUCACACCCGGUCAUCAGAGAUCUUGAUGUUGAUCCUCACAAACGUGAACAGAUCGAACACGGCCUGAAGCUGUUCUCCAACUUGUUGGCCAAUCGUACAUUCCUGCUCGUCUUUAUACGCACCCUUGAGGCAAACAGGAAGUUCAACAUGCGAGACCGUGUCAACGUGGCAUCACUCAUAUCGGUCGCUCUUCAGACAAGAAUGGAAUAUGCUACAGACAUCCUAAAAACUCUACUGGCCGAGCUGAUCGAGAAAUCGGUGGAGGGGAAGAACCAUCCCAAACUUCUGUUGAGGCGUACUGAAUCUGUGGCCGAGAAGAUGUUAACAAACUGGUUCACCUUCCUGCUCUACAAGUUCCUCAGGGAGUGUGCGGGAGAGCCCCUAUUCAUGCUGUACCAGGCCAUUAAACAACAGAUGGGGAAGGGACCAGUAGACGCCAUAACAUCCGAGGCUCGAUACUCUCUCAGUGAGGACAAACUUGUCAGACAACAUGUUGACUACAAACCAAUGACAAUCCACGUCCAAGACAUGGAUCAGUUCAGCCAGCAGUCUCACCCAGUCAAGGUUCUAGACUGUGACACAAUAUCGCAGGUUAAAGAGAAGAUCUUGGAUGCCAUAUACAAGAAUGCACCAUUCACCAAUCGACCAUCCAAAUCCAGUGUAGACUUAGUUUUAUUUUCCUCGAACCCGAAUGAAGACAGCUUCGACCGGAAACAUCAGGAAAAGAUGAUCCUGGCAGACAUUGACAAUACCACCAAAGUCGAGGGGGAGUUUAGACGCCUUAACACACUCUUCCACUAUCAGGUGCUUGAUGGAGCGUACAUGGCGUUACGGCUGAAACAGGCUCCCUCUCUGCCAGAUAUCACAUCCUCUGCAAACAAAUCGUUCGACUAUCAUCGCCUCAACAAUGAAUAUGGUAGUCGUAGCCCUAUGUUGAAUCGUGGUUCGCCCCGCAGUGUGCAGGUGGACAUGGAGCUCUCCAAUACCAACGGUGGAACCAAGCACUACCACUUGGUGAAGCAACAUGAUCAAGACAACACGGUCGGGGACCGCGGCAGUAAGAUGGUCUCAGAGAUCUACCUUACACGACUCCUAGCCACAAAGGGCACACUACAACAGUUCGUGGACGAUCUUUUUGAGCGUAUCUUCAGCACGUCACACCGUGGCACAUGCCUCCCUCUCGCCAUCAAGUACAUGUUUGACUUCCUCGACGACCAGGCCCUGCUCCACAAUAUACAGGACCAGGAUGUCGUACACACAUGGAAAUCUAACAGUCUUCCACUGCGUUUCUGGGUGAAUGUGAUAAAGAAUCCUAACUUUGUGUUUGACAUUUACAAGUCCAAUAUUGUGGACUCGUGCUUAUCAGUGGUUGCUCAAAACUUCAUGGACUCCUGCUCAAUGAGCGAACACAAGCUCGGGAAGGAUUCACCCUCCAGUAAGCUGCUCUAUGCUAAGGACAUCCCCACAUACAAGAAAUGGGUUGAUAGGUAUUACCAUGAUGUAAAAAUGAUGCCGGCCAUCAGCGACCAGGACAUCACCGCCAUGAUGAACGAGGAAUCACGGAGCCACCAGGAUGAAUUCAACAUGAACGCCGCCCUUUAUGAACUUUAUAAAUACGUGCAGUCAUAUAGCGAGGAUCUCACUCGAGCAUUAGAAGAAGAUGAAUUUGCCAAGAAAAAUCGUCUUUGUCAAAAACUUGAUCAAGUGCAAGCCGCUAUGAGUGGACGUGACGUAUACUGCUGAUGCAGGAAUAUUGCGUAGGACGUAGUUUGUGUUGUCGAGAAAAUAGUCACCUGUGUGGAAUUAUUCAUUACGUUUUGUGUAAACUGACCAAGGUACAUCAGAUGGAGAAUUAUACAUCGGAACAACAGAACAUAAUAGUGGAUUUUUUAAAAGAAAAAAAAUCUUGUUUUUAUAUGUAUGUUAGAUAUGAAACCAUUAGCCACAGCAGCCUUUUUUGUUAUUAGUUAUUUUUAUGUUACUCUUGUGCUGCAAGCGUCAUAUAUAAACCAAAUAUUGUUGGAUGUUUUUUGGCAUGUCAUUUACCAAAAAUCACAAAGUUUAAUGAAUGAUUUUUCAUCAUAAUGUAGCGAUUACUUAGAUCAUAUAGUGUAGAUAAUUACAUCUGUGGAUUUUUUUGAGGACCACACUAAAAUUGUAUAUUCUUUGAUAUAGUGUAUUAUAGAUAUUUGUAUAUGAAAAUAUACCAUUAUUACAUUGAUGAUGUAUCCAUUUAAAUUGUGCCAAUAAGCUUUUAAUUCGUACAAAGUGCUUUACUUAACAGAUGCUCAGCGUUGAGAUAAAAGCAAAAAGCUGAAGUGCCUCUUUGUUAAAUGUCACUUAGAGCUUUUUUGCGUGGAUCCCUUAUGUUAUAGAACUGAUCAUUUAACAGCUCAUGUAUACUUGACUAUGUGACACUUAGUGUUAUGUAAUUUUUGAGUUGUUAACUGGCAAUGAAUGGAUCUGAUUUAGCAUGCAUAGCUUAACAUCGUAUGGUGGAAAUUGAAAUUGUUGACUAUUGCAAAUUUAGUGGUGUGUCACCUCUUUGAUGCAUGGAUUUCAUGAUACAUGCUUGACUUUGCAAGAUAUGGUAGAAAUUUUAUUAUGAUUGAUCACAGUUGUAUUUUUUGGUGCUGAAGGUAUGAUCAAAGAGAAUUAAUUGUUCAGAUAGUAAUGUCAUUUUAUCAUUAUUAUUCUUUAUAGGUUGACUGACGUCUGAAGUAAAACAAUCCAAAAACAUCCUCCACAGAAGUUUCUGUGUUUGAUAUACUAUACGCCAAAAUCUUAAUGGAUAAGAAACCAGUUAAGACAUAUAUAAUUGUAGUGCACUAGGAUAUCAUACACCAAAGGUCUAAUUUAUAAGAUAUCUCAUUUUCAUUUUCCUGAAUUUUUUCUUAAUGUAAUUUGUUGUUAAAAUUUAUUGUUAUAAACAUGUUAUAAAAUUGAACUGAAUUAUUGUGCCCAUUCAAGCAUUAUAAUAAAAUGUAUUACACCAUUAAUUUUGUACUGCUGAGAAAAUAAUUAAUAUUCUACUGUUCUUUAUGUAUGGUAGAUCAUAGCGUUCACAUUGGAGGUAGUAUCAUAAUAUGUUACUUUGAAGUAUUUAUGUACAUGUAUGUAUGAAGGAAAAAAUUGAUGUGUUCAUUUCAUUUAAUGGUAAAUGCUUACUUUAUAUGUUUUAUCCAAUAUUAUGUUGAAGAUAAUGUUCACUCUAGAAGAUAGAUUAAUAAUUCGAACUACUAAUUAUAUAACCUACGGAUAUUAUUGUGCCAUCUUAGCACUUCUUCCACUGACCAAAGCCAGAACCAUUAUGUAGAAAUGAAGAAGACAAGAUUAUUGUUUUUCUUGUAUUUGGUAGAAAUGCUACUUACAUAAGCAACUGAACCCAAUUUCUUGAAACUUCUUAAGGUUACCAUGCUUAAGUCUAAAUAUUGUUAAAGAAGUAAAUAUAACACAAAUAAUAUAAAAACUAAAAUAGUGAGCUUAACUUAAUCCUGUCAUAAGAGAUUUAUAAAGUUUAGAGAAAUUGGGGCCAGCUGUUAUGUAUUUAUAACUACUCGCAUUAUAAACAUAGCUGUGCUAGUAAUUGAGUGAAUUUUCAUUGUGUGGGUUUCAUCAUGGAUGGUUUAUAGGUCCGUG